Molecule: messenger RNA, 744 nt
Organism: Plasmodium malariae
Lineage: Eukaryota; Apicomplexa; Aconoidasida; Haemosporida; Plasmodiidae
Source: the annotation of a RefSeq genome assembly
AUGAACGAAAAUUUUAAGGCCCCAUUUUUUAUUAGAAUCUUUGCAUUUAUCUUCUUAUUUUGGAUAUGUGAUGAUAAUAAUAAUGUAUAUACCUGUUGUAAAUCUAUGAAAACCUAGAAUAAAUUAGAUGUCUAUUUGUGUAUUAUAGCUAAUAGGCUAUUUUAAGAAAUAUCGUUGGAUGCGUUAUCGACUGGAUAUGCAUCAGAUGACGAGGAUGACACUAAAUUAAUGGAUAUUAAAAAUGACAAAGACCAUAAUUCACGAAGAAAAUUAAUGAAAGAAAUUUUAUUAAAAGCAGAGAAAAGGAAUAAAAAGUAUUCUUCAUUUAAUAUAAUUGAUUUAUUUCUUAGAAAAGAUAUAUCAAUCCAAUUAUAAUACAUAGAUAAAAUUAAGAAUAACAAGAAAAUAGUUAUAAAAAUUGAAAUAAUAAAUAUGUACAAGAAGGUAUCUUUUGGAGUUAUUCGACUUUUUUUAAUUAUUCUGAUAGAAAUCCUAUUAUUAUUAUUAUUUUUAUUUUAGUUGGGGGCACCAACAACUUCAGGAUCGGCUGACUAUCAGACUGGUCAUGAAUACUCAGCGUCCAUAAUUUUAUUAUCUGCAAUAUCAUUAGCAAUAUUUUUACUUUUAGUGUUUGUGUAUCUUUUAGUUACAUCAUGUUUUAAUUAUACUUCGAAGAAGUUUGAUAAUUUUAAAAUAAAAAAGGUAAGUGAUUUAAAAAUAAACUGUGAUAUUGAUAAUACUUAA